UUUAACCAACCAGCGUUACUGUUGUGUACGCAGCAAGCAGGCGUUUCCUAGAAGUUUCGUUAUGUGUGGCUCUGGUAUAUUCUUAAAAUGAUAAUGACAUUAUAAUGUCGAUCAUACCAGUGAUAAUAAAUAGAACUAGACAUGCGGUUGGGUGUUCAGUUGAAAUUCGUAUUUCCAUACAGGCAGACAAGCCUAAGGAUAAAACAAGGUGACAAUUCCACAAAGCAGAUGCCGCCAAACUGUCCAUUAGAAGUUGCACUCUGGCCGAACACUGGUCAUCAUCAUGCCAGCCCAUCAAUUAUGAACACAAAUUUAUGUCAAGUCGAUCUUAUAGAUGCAAUUCACAAGCUCUUUUUGUCGACACCACCAAGGCCCGUUGAGCCAUGCCCUGGUAAUCAUAACGUUCAUCAAGAAGAAAGUUCAAACGAUUCUGGUUUCGGCUCCUCUGGAUUUUCUGUUUACAAGCCGUUAUAUGACUGUAACACAGAAAUCGAAAAAUUGCAUCUUGCUGUUAAAGAGUUAAAUGAAUGUUGUUUUUAUUAUGGCUCUGUAAGCAGCCAGGAAGCACGAGUUAUACUAUGUAAAAAGCCUAUAGGAACAUUUUUACUUCGGGACAGUUCAGAUUCAAGAUAUUUGUAUUCUCUUAGUUUGAAGACCGAAAGGGGGGCUACAAGUGUUCGAAUAGUGUACAGUAGAGGACUGUUUCAAUUUGAUAGUGAUGAAAGGAUACGCAAUAAACUGCCUUGCUUUGAAAGUGUGCUGGCACUUGUGGACUUUCAUGUGAUGGUAUCUCAGAGCGGAAAUAACAAAUCGUGGAGAUGGGAAGAGAACUCUGGUAAAAAAAGCAUGAAAGUGAAUCUAAAGGAGCCACUCAAGUGUUCGGUCCCUUCGUUGGCUCACCUUUCCAGGAUAAAAAUUAACCAGUGCCUUGAAGAUGUUUAUAUGCCUCAAUUCUCUGUGGAUAAAUUGUUAAUAUCAAUGCAGUUAAAGGAUUACCUUAAAGCAUAUCCUUAUAGAGUAUGAUGACACUUUUUUUUAAUUAUGAACUCUCUAAAGUAUUAUUACUAGGAAUAUUUAUUUAAAAGUUAAAGCAGAAUCAAAGCUAUAUAGAUAUAUAUGCAUAUUAUAAAUAUAUAUGUAUAUAUUUAGUUUUAUGUACUUGAGAUACUGUCUUUAAAUGCAUGGCUAUUUUAUUGACUCACUAGUCAAUUAUCUAAGCAUGUUUAUAUUAUUUUACAAACAUAAUACCAAUACCAGGCAGAGUUUUCUCCCUCUUGCUGUUCUGCUGCAUCUUGAGUGGGACAGACAUGGUCAGGUUUUUGUUUGUCAGUGUGACCAAACUCAUGUUGUCCACCUUUGUAUAAGUGAAAAGAGAUGUAAACUCUGUCUUGGUCAUUAGUAGUCAGUAGCUUUGUUACAAAAGUUGUCCUGACAGGAACUUUUUAAUGAAGCUAUUUACCUAGUGACAGUAGUCUUGUGUUUCUAUCUAGUCACUGUACAAUUUUGAUGUUAACUACCUCCUAUGUAUAGUUGGGUAAGGGAGUGUUGACUUAAGACCUUGCUAUUUUAUUUAUUUGAAUGUCUCAGGAAAGGGACGCUUAUUCUCAUUGGUCUUUGGUCCGAUGUCAACAAUAUGUGAUUUGGUCACCAUGGCUUAUGAAUUUUUAAUACAUGAUACAAUUUAAAGUGUGUCCUAAAAAGUUUUUUGUUCAUAUUAACAUUUUUAAAAUAUUUUUUUUGCCAAUCUUUUUUACAAAACCAAAUUAUAAUUUCUUCACAUUAUGGAAAUCAGUUCUGUUUAAGCAACUUUACUAAACCAUUGAAUAUAUUUGUUCCAAUCUUUCAAUUGAAAACAAUUAUAUAAUUUAAAAUACUAUUAGUGUCAAUGAACUUUAGAUUUGUAGAUCAAAUUAAUGUAUCAUUGAUGAGCAUGCUUCCACAUUUAAGCCUGUGUACAUAUGUACAUACAUACAAAUAAUUUAUUAACUUUUAUAUUUCUUUUUGAAAAUUGCAAGCUAAAUAACUUACACCAGGGAAUGUUGUUUAUAACCCACCCACCCCAAACUCUGAAUUGCCCACUGCCUCAGUAUCUAGACGACGAAAUAGGGACACAACAUUUCUGCUUUAGUGGCUAGAAGUUGUAACUCUGACCCAUCUCUAUAGCCAUCAGUUUGAGGAGAGUGUUGUGCCAUCAGCACAAUACGCUAGAUAAAGAAUAAUCAGCUGGAGUAGAAAUGUGGGGCCAAUCAGGCACUCAGCCUGGCCUUGUCAGUAAAUGGUCAAUAUGAACCUUCGAUUUGUAGAUCAAAUUGAUUCAUCGUUGAUGAGCAUGCUUUCACAUAUUAAAUGCAUGCCAGCACCACAGGUAGAAAUGUGGGUGGAAUCAUGAGCUCGGCCUGGCCUUGUCGGCAAAUGUGGUCCAGAGUGGACUAGCCAUAUGUUUCAAUGUACAACACAAAAAAAGGUGACUCACCUAAUGAAUACACACACAUUUUUUUUAUUGUCCCAUAUAGAUGCACAUUUUAACUCGAACAGACUAGUUGAUAAUUCACAGUUUUUUUUUUUUUUUUGUUAUUUUUCAAUUAUUAUUUAAUAGAUCUGUCUUUCCGAAAUGUUGAAGUUGAUUAGAGAUUUUAGUUAGAUGACAGGCACAUUAUGUAUACACACCAUACUGAUUAAGGCUACAGAGGGAGGGACCUAUGGAAGCAUGGGGGAGCAAAAUAUAAAGCAUAACAAUGAAUUUUUGUAAAUGUUUUUUUAGUUUGUAUAUAUAUACAAUAUAUCAAAUAUGUGUUUACAUCUAACACAAUAAACGAACAGAAUGCUAUUUUUAAAAAA
Messenger RNA from Biomphalaria glabrata, 2838 nucleotides. RefSeq names its product suppressor of cytokine signaling 2-like. Lineage: Eukaryota; Metazoa; Mollusca; Gastropoda; Planorbidae. The record is from RefSeq and is a predicted model, not a curated record. Gene Ontology annotation, molecular function: 1-phosphatidylinositol-3-kinase regulator activity. Gene Ontology annotation, biological process: intracellular signal transduction; phosphatidylinositol phosphate biosynthetic process. The transcript has 2 exons. Gene Ontology annotation, cellular component: phosphatidylinositol 3-kinase complex. The coding region runs from base 142 to 1023 and encodes 293 amino acids.